AUGAAAUCCGACACUGAAAUGGACCCUUUUCCUCAACAACAACAAGAAUUGAAAAUCUUGUCUCCUCAAAGGAAGCUUCACCAACAACACAAGACAACAACAGAAACAUCAACAAACAAUCAUGACCAGCAAAUUGUUCUUGUUGAUAAGCAAGAUAAAACCAACGUUAAAAAUGGCAAAGAAAAAUCAAAAAGAAAAGGCGCCAAUCAUCACAGUACACUACCAACAAUAGUUGCUUCAGACGGAUUAAUAGUAACUACAAGAACAUCUUCGGUAGUUGUAAAAGAUAAUAGUAAUACGGCUACGAAGGUUGUAAUUCCACCAUUGGAUUUGCAAAUUGUUACAGAGAAGAAAAAGAAGAUAAUAACCAAUUUGAAGAAUAGUCAUCAUCAACAACAACAACAGACUGCCAUCAUGUCUGACGAUAAUAAUAAUCUAAAAGAUGAAACAGCAAGUCCUGUUCUCGCUGUUCAAAUAUCAAAAAGCCUUGUAAAUAAUAACAAUAAUAAUCUGAUGAAGACUACAUUUAGUAAUAUAAUUGAUCAGUCAUCGUCGUCAGUAGUUAGGAGUGGAAGUGUGAGUAGUGGAUUGGACAAUGAGGAUAAUAUGAAUGAACAACAAUAUGAAUCACCUGCUAGCACUCCGAGAAUGUUUUCACCUUCAUCUACUUUGAAUUUUAAUGCAAUGUCCCCGAGAGAGUUUCCACUGGAUAGUCCACAUCAAUUGCCUGGACAGUAUAAGCAACCUCUUCCACAGAGUGUUGAUAUUCCAGCAGUGCAGCCACCUACCAUUGAAAUUACGCAACAACACAAUGUUUCAGAACAUGAAACAGCUGUGGAUUUAUCAUCUGUUGAAACUCAUGAAACUCAUGAUAGCGAACACACUAAAACAGUAGCUCUUUCAACAAGUAGCAGUGUAAAUAAUUCAUCUCCAGCUAUUACUGAUAUUGGAAAUCAUGAGGAUAAACGUCACUCAACAAGAUCUAGGUCAAAUAGCACAAAAAGCUCACAAUUCAAUAGACCUUUGGAAAGAGCUCAUACAGCUCCAAACAUUAUUACAAAGAAACAACCCGAGAAACAUCAUUCAAAGACUAGCUCACGAUUUUCAAACAAGUAUGGCCAAUCAGAGUACAAGACAUUUAUUAAACGUACACUUAAAUUGAAAGAGGUUGGUGAUAUGAGAGUAAGAGGAAUUUCAUUGAAAUAUGAAACAAAUUAUCAUGAAUUCCUAGAAGAAGCUAUUCCACACAAGACAUUUGUUACUGAAAUGAAUCUUCUAAACCAAUUUUUGAAGAGCAAUGAACCAGGUACCAAGUACUGUUGUCUUGGAUUCACAUUCUUUUGUUGUACUCUUGGAUUAUCAAUGCUGCCUUUUGCCUAUCAGCUUUCACAUUUUGAAACUGUAGUAAGAAAAUAUUUGGAUGAGUUAAACAAAAAGUAUGCCAGUGUUCACGUAAGCUGGAAAUUGGUUCCAUCUACAACACCAAGUGAUGACUCUUACAUUGUUGUUUCUUUGGAAAAGGAAAUUGAUCCAAAAGAUUUGGAAAAAUUGGAAAUCUCCUAA
This is a messenger RNA of Naegleria gruberi, 1563 nucleotides long. RefSeq lists its product as uncharacterized. Bases 1 to 1563 code for a protein of 520 amino acids. Lineage: Eukaryota; Heterolobosea; Eutetramitea; Acrasida; Naegleriidae. The record is from RefSeq and is a predicted model, not a curated record. The transcript is spliced from 2 exons.